Gadus morhua (Atlantic cod) is the source of this 2063-nucleotide messenger RNA. RefSeq names its product phosphoglycolate phosphatase (gene pgp). The record is from RefSeq and is a predicted model, not a curated record. Gene Ontology annotation, molecular function: sn-glycerol 3-phosphatase activity. Lineage: Eukaryota; Metazoa; Chordata; Actinopteri; Gadiformes; Gadidae. Gene Ontology annotation, cellular component: cytoplasm. Bases 247 to 1167 code for a protein of 306 amino acids. The transcript has 2 exons.
CCGGCACGGAAGUAAAACGGCACAAUUUAAAUUGAUGCAGCACUGGAAGGUCAGGUAUUACCCAUGGAUGUUGAAUUACAACAUACCAAAUACGGCAAAUAAAUCCAUUACUUACUCUGCAUGCCUCACUCGCUCGUAGUAAGUUGAGUGGACUGUUACAACCGGCUUACGGAACGACGUAUGAGCCGACGGCGUCAGACAGAUUGAUUUUAAUAAGGUAGUACAGUAGCACGAUCAUCUCAUACGAUGGCUGGUUCAAAAUGCACGCGGCUGAACGGCGCCCUGAUCAAGCAGGUCCUGGACAGCGUAGACAGCGUCCUGUUCGACUGCGACGGGGUCAUCUGGCGAGGGGACAGCGCUGUGCCCGGUGCAGCGGAGGUGAUCAAUCUACUCAAGAAACACGGCAAGAACGUGUAUUUUGUCACCAAUAACAGCAGCAAGACCAGAAAGCUGUACGCGCAGAAAAUGGGACGCAUGGGAUUUAACGUGAAAGAGGAGGACGUUUUCGGCACCGCGUACUGCACGGCUAUGUAUCUCAAGACGGUCGCUAAUUUUAAGGGCAAAGUGUAUCUUAUCGGAAGCAAUGCGUUGAAGCAAGAGCUGGAAGAUGUGGGCAUACAGCAAACUGGUGUGGGACCUGAUCAUAUAUCUGGCGCGCAGAGUGAUUGGGCCAAUGUAUCCCUGGACGCGGAGGUCAAGGCGGUUGUGGUGGGCUUUGACGAGCACUUCAGUUACAUGAAGGUUAACAGGGCCAUGCAGUACCUCAACGAUCCCAGUUGUCUAUUCGUCGCGACCAACACAGACACCAGACUACCGCUGGAAGGUGGCAAGGCUGUCCCAGGUACGGGCUGCCUGGUGACCGCGGUGGAGAUGGCGGCCCAGCGGCAGGCGCAGAAGGUGGGCAAGCCCAACGGCUUCAUGGUGGACUGCGUGGCGUCGCAGUGCGGCCUGGACCGCAGCCGCUGCAUGAUGGUGGGCGACCGCCUGGACACUGACAUCAUGCUCGGCACCAACUGUGGCCUGAAGACGGUGCUCACCCUGACGGGGGUGAACACGCUGGCGGACGCCCAGGCCCACCAGGGCAGCGGGUGUCCCGAGAGGCAGAAGAUGGUCCCCGACUACUACGUGGAGAGCAUCGCCGAUCUCCUGCCCUUUCUCCAGGGGUAGGCGCCUUGGAUAACGGCCCCUCUGGUCAACUCCCAUCCUGCCCUGCUGUGGUCGACGGUAGCUCAUGCGGUCCACUGUUGUGAUACAUGGUGAAGUUCAUCUCUUUGAUGCAAAUUGAUCUCUUUAAUGCACCUGCUUAUGUUUAAUGCUAUUGCGCCGGUGGUGUGGGGUGGUUAUGCCCAAUCAUCACGCAACACCAAUCAGCCAAUAGCUAUCAACCUAGCGCUGCUAAUCUGUGGUUUGACGUGAGCUGUUGUAAUUUGAGACCUAAGGGAGGCUAGAGAGCUUUACGAAAAAAAUCCCACACAUAUUCAACUCCAACUGUUUCAGUAUCAAUUGACUGAUCGACAACACGUGAACAAUGUGCAGUAUUGUUUUUUUUAAUCAAAUUUAGCGUGUGUUUCUUAAAAUGACAAAAGGUGUUGUGUGUACUCUCCGUUCUUUUUCUGUGAUGCAAUCACUACAUGCUUAAGCAAUGAUGUCGAUGUGCUGAUGGAUUUCUCAAGUUGUGUGGUUGAAGCUGACCAGUUUGGUUGGUUUCAAUCAAGUGAUGUGUCACUACUAGACAGACACAGUGACUAGAGUGCAUCAUCAUAUAAUUAUCUUUUAAAGUAUGUACAAAUUUGUUCAAACUAAUAACACAGGAUAUAGCUAUAUUAAAGUGUCUAUUCACAAAUGAAAUUGGAGCGGGUAAUGUUGUAAGCACUGUUUGCAUGUGUAAUUAUUAAAGAACAAUAUAUAUAUUCUAGGGAGAUAUUGCUAUUUUAAAGGAGUUUGUAUUUUUCUCUCUGUUGUCAGUCAUCCUCCAUCCUUGUCUCCUCAAGCCAUCCAGGAGCAAACUCACUGAUCAAAUUCACAAAAUAAAACCUCUACUUUUAUUUAAAAAAACAAAUCUA